UGUGUGUGUGUGUGUGUGUGUGUGUGUGUGUGUGUGUGUGUGCAGUUCAAACUGGUCACUAUGUAACUGCCGGUGGAAUCGGAGAAUGCUAUCACUUUUGACUGCAGUGCUGGGUUCUGUCCUUACACUUGUUUACUUUCUGGAGAGGAGGCUACAUUGAAAGUAGGAAGUCUGUUAAGUAUUUAUACAAUCUGCUAUAAAAAUGACCUCCCAAAGUGAUGUCCUGAGAAAAAAUCUGAAGACAGUCCAUGGUUACCCCAUGGUCUAUGCUUUUGCGCACAACUGGGAAAGGAUUGAACAGUUCCGCAGCAGGCCAGAUGACAUUGUGAUAGCCACUUACCCCAAAUCAGGUACCACUUGGAUUAGUGAAAUCUUGGAYAUGGUUCUAAAUGGUGGAGAUGUUGAAAAAUGUAAGCGAGAUGUUAUUACUACUAAAGUUCCCAUGCUGGAAAUGGCUGUUCCUGGAUUAAAUAUAUCAGGUAUAGAACACUUAGAGAAGAAUCCAUCACCUCGUCUUGUGAAGACACAUCUACCAACUGACCUUCUUCCUAAGUCUUUCUGGGAGGACAACUGCAAGAUGAUUUAUGUUGCUCGAAAUGCCAAGGAUGUUGCAGUAUCAUUUUACCAUUUUGACUUAAUGAAUAAUUUACACCCUCUUCCUGGAACAUGGGAAGAAUAUCUGGAGAAAUUCAUGACUGGAAAUGUGGCCUAUGGUUCUUGGUUUAAUCACGUUAAGAGCUGGUGGAAGAAAAAGGAAGAACAUCCGAUACUUUUCUUGUACUAUGAAGAUAUGAAAGAGAAUCCAAAGGAGGAAAUCAAGAAGAUUACUGGAUUUUUAGAGAAGAACCUGAAUGAUGAGGUCUUGGAUAAGAUCAUCCAUCACACCUCAUUUGAAGCGAUGAAGGACAAUCCUCUGGUGAAUUACACACACCUGCCCACUGCAGUAAUGGAUCACAGCAAAUCCCCUUUCAUGCGCAAAGGGAUUACUGGUGACUGGAAAAAUUACUUCACAGUGGCCCAAAAUGAGAAAUUUGAUGCCCUUUAUAAAAAAGAAAUGUCUGGAACUACACUUCGAUUUUGCAUAGAGAUUUAAAGUGCUGAACUGUAAAUUGAAGAAAGAAGAGAUGACUCACAGUUUUUAGAAAUAGAGCAGUUAUGACUUGGCUGAACAAUCAAAUGAUUAUAGGAAGGAAAGACCUUGAUUUUAAAACUUUGGAUUUUUCAGCAUCAUUAUCCGGGCUUCAGUUUGUUCCACUGUCUCUGAGAUUCCUAAAUCCCUAAAGCCAAGGCCCAUCAUU
This is a messenger RNA of Urocitellus parryii (Arctic ground squirrel), 1298 nucleotides long. Its product is annotated as sulfotransferase 1B1-like. The record is from RefSeq and is a predicted model, not a curated record. Gene Ontology annotation, molecular function: sulfotransferase activity. NCBI's taxonomy places the organism in Eukaryota, Metazoa, Chordata, Mammalia, Rodentia, Sciuridae.